This is a messenger RNA of Aureobasidium namibiae CBS 147.97, 2874 nucleotides long. Its product is annotated as DNA mismatch repair protein MutL. Lineage: Eukaryota; Fungi; Ascomycota; Dothideomycetes; Dothideales; Saccotheciaceae. The transcript is spliced from 3 exons. Gene Ontology annotation, cellular component: MutLalpha complex. Gene Ontology annotation, molecular function: ATP binding; ATP hydrolysis activity; ATP-dependent DNA damage sensor activity. Gene Ontology annotation, biological process: mismatch repair. Bases 1 to 2874 code for a protein of 957 amino acids. The record is from RefSeq and is a predicted model, not a curated record.
AUGGCUUCAAUCCAGGCUAUCGAGCAGACAUCUGUACAUCAGAUCCAGUCAGGCCAAGUCAUCGUAGACCUCAAUUCCGUCGUCAAGGAACUUGUCGAGAAUAGUCUGGAUGCUGGCUCUACGUCGAUUGAAGUCCGUUUCCGCAAUCAUGGUCUUGAUGCUAUCGAAGUGAUUGACAACGGCUCCGGUAUCGCGCCAGAAGACUUUGAGUCAGUCGCACUCAAGCAUCACACAUCUAAACUACGUAGUUACGAUGAUCUCGAAAAUCUGGAUACCUUCGGCUUUCGAGGUGAAGCACUAGCUUCCCUGUGCGCGCUGUCUCAGCUCUAUAUCAUCACAGCUCGUGAGACGGAUCGACCCAGAGGUACACGUCUGGAAUUCGAGGUAUCUGGCAAACUCAAGAGUACAAGCACCAUCGCUGCACAACGAGGUACCAAGGUCGUUGUCGAGAAGAUUUUUCACAAUCUUCCUGUGCGCAAGAAGGAGCUAGAGAAGAACAUAAAGCGCGAGUAUGGUAAGGUUCUGACGCUCCUGCAAGCCUAUGCCUGUAUUAGUACUGGCGUCAGGUUCACUGUCAGCAACCAGAUGCCCAAAGGAUCUAAGUCAUCAGCAUUCUCGACUAAUGGUAGCGCGGCUACCAAGGACAACAUUAUCAAAGUGUUUGGUCCCAAAAGCCUUCGAGACCUGGUAGCCCUCGACCUCAAAUUUGAUAUGCAACCUACCACAUCCACGCUCGCAGCGCACGAUGGAGGUGCCUCUCGCGGCGUAAAAGUCGAAGGGCACAUUUCCAAACCUGUGUUCGGAGAAGGCCGUUCAGCGCCAGACCGACAAAUGUUUUACGUCAACUCACGGCCUUGUGGCCUACCUCAAGUUUCCAAAGCUUUCAACGAGGUAUACAAGACAUUCAACAUUUCUCAGUCUCCUUUCGUCUUCGCAAAUCUGAUCAUGGACACGAAUUCCUAUGAUGUCAAUGUCUCCCCAGACAAGCGAACUAUCCUCCUCCAUGAUCAGGGUGUGUUACUCGAAUCUCUCAAGGAGGCUCUCAUAGAGCUGUUUGAGUCUCAAGACCAGACUGUGCCACAGACAAAGUCCGCUCUGACUCAGCCAAAGCUCCCAGUGUACAAGCCACUUACCAUCUCACGAAAAGCUGAAUCAGAAGCCACUAUCGAGACUACUGCAGAGGCACUUUUGAUCCAGGAAGAUCCAGAUGGCUUAGAUGAUGCACACCAGGAAUCUGUUACACACUCAGGUCCUCCUGAGCGCUUGAUCCACAAUUGGGUAGGCAGAGGUGCCCAAGACCGAGAAGAAAUUCCAAGAGUACCAGAUAAGCCACCAGUUCAAAAUGCCUUUGACCGCAUGCGCCCGCAUCGGACUCCUCAACAAGUGGCUGAGAUCACAAUCGGGGACAAGACUACGCGAACUGUCAUUGGUAACGGACCUUAUACUCCGAAGAGGCACAAGAUCCAUAUUCCAAAAAAUUCUGUGGCAAAGAAACUCAGUCAGUUCGCUAUGCCCGGUACUCAGAUGGAGAGCGACGAUGAAUGCUCUGAAGACGGAAGCAGGUCUGGUGAGGAGGUAACGCAGGAAGCUUCAGAAAGCAGCGACGAAGAGACGUUGUUUGUGACUGAUUCAGAUAAUCGGCGAACCGUUCGUGCAGAAGAGACAACACUACAACCCACAUCUCAGACAUUGGAAGAUCUGUACACAAGUCCUAUUGAUGACUUCCCUCGCAGUACAGAGGAGGCUGGCCACGCCCUUCAUGAACCUCCCGAGACCGAGGCUGAGUCUGACUCAGAAAACCUCGAUGAAAACGCGAGACGAGUCCAGGAAGACGCCAAAAUUGCUCAGAUGAUUCAAGAAGCUGAGCCUGGGACUGCACGCCCAUUGCACGAUACCACAAAACGCGCAACCCAGGCUCUCCGGCCGUCGAAACACAAAACGCUGAACUUGAGCCAAUCGUAUGGCAUCUCGACGGCCUCCAUUGCGGAGCAAGUCACUCUUCUCCCAAUGCUGUCGGCAGUAUCACAGAAGGCCUCCCAGCAGAGCAAGCCACUCGCUGACGAUCUUGACCAAGUGGAUGCCGAAGCUCGUCUAUCACUGACUGUGUCCAAGUCUGACUUUGCUCAAAUGAAUGUCAUCGGACAGUUCAACCUCGGUUUUAUCCUUGCGGUACGACCUUCAAGCAAAGCAGUCACAUCUGACGAUUUGUUCAUCAUUGACCAGCAUGCUGCUGACGAAAAGUACAACUUUGAACGCUUCACUGACACCCUGACUCUGGAGCCACAGCCUCUAGCACAGCCCAAGCAACUAGAGCUUACGGCGAUAGAAGAGGAGGUCGUCCUUGCGCAUACCAAAGCACUCACUGCCAACGGCUUCAUCAUCGAAACCGACACCUCUGGCGCAAGCGAUGUGGGUCUACGUUGUAAGCUCCUUACCCUGCCUACCAGCAAGGAUGUCACGUUCGACCUCAGCGACCUGGAAGAGCUUCUGCAUUUGCUCUCCGAUCAUUCUGGUGGUGCCGUUCCACGCCCAACAAAAGUGCGGAAGAUGCUGGCGAUGAGGGCUUGUCGGUCGAGUAUCAUGGUUGGUAAAUCACUGAGAGAAGCACAAAUGCUCAAGGUUGUAAGAAACUUGGGAGAAAUGGACAAACCCUGGAACUGUCCCCACGGUAGACCAACCAUGAGGCACCUAGCAGAUCUAAACACCUGGGAUCUUGGUACUCCGGACGUACCCGAGACUGAUUGGAAAGGCUUCCUGAAGAAGGCAAAGGCGAAGCAUGAGAUGAGCGACGAGGGGAGAGAAGAGGAGGUGGAUGAAGAAGACGAAGGUGAUGAUCAGGACAUGGACCAAGACGAAGAGCAUGAGGAUGAUUAG